AUGCACAGCAUAUUCUCUCGUGCACGCACAAUCUCUACGCCCAAGAAGUCGGUCGACACUACCACCCCCGACGAGUUUGGGAGGGUCAACAGCAGAGGCUCCGCCCGCGGCCUCACCGCCUCUCCCGCCCCGGGCAAGAAGGACAAGAAGGACGGCAAGGACAAGGGCAGGGCGCGCACCGCAUCCGCCGCAGAGCCCGACAGCCCCGAGUAUGCCGUCCCCGAUGGCACGUUCCUGCCGCUCAGCCUCGACCCGCCGCGCUUCGAGGCGACCGCGGACCAGCCCGCGUUCGAGCAGCAGAAGGGCCACGACUACGGCCACCUGUCCUACCAGCGCCACGUCGUGCUCGGCCUCGAAGAGGUCGCGCGGCUGGUGGACGUCGUCGGCAACGAGCUCGCGCUGCGCGGCCUGACGACGCCGUUCAUCUUCUCCGCACUCGCGCUGGACGUGUCGUCCAACUCCGUCAAGCGGCUGAUCCGCGCGUUCGUGCGCACAUGCAGCAAGGCGUCGCCCGAGGCGGACCACCAGUGGCACGAGGAGGCGCGGCUGGCGGGGCCGCAGGAGCUGGGGAUGUGCCUGCGGUGGGGGCUUGCGCGCGUUAUCCGCAUCAUGAAGGGCCAGGAGGUGCGUGGGGUUGUCUCGUACGAAAACUACCUCGAGUGGCGGGACGCGGAACUAGCGCACAGCUACCCAGAGUCGCACUUUGCGGCGUUCCUCGCACCGCUCGCACCGCUCGUGCGCUCGAUCAUCGUCGGGCUGCUGACGCUGCUCUCGCGGUUCAUCGCACAUUCAGGGUCGUCCGGGCACACGCCGCCUACGCUCUCGCCGCUAUUCGGACCGCUGCUGUUCGGCCUCGGUCCAUCGACGCUCUCGUUUCACCAGGCGUACGUCGCGUACUCACGCGUGACGACGGCGACAGAGCACCUCAUACUGGCGUUCAUCCGCUGGCAAGACGCUCCGAAGCCCGGCUCGGGCGCGAGCGCGGCGCCGCUCAUGGGCGUGCCGACGCGGCUGAAGGCGUGGAUCCAGGGCUACCCUGCGAUGCUGCCCGCGAUCGGGAAGCUGGACCGACGGCCGGAGCCGCGGCGGGGCGCGCGUACGGUGCGCGUCGUGGCCGUGCGGCGGAACGUGCGAAUGUACUCGCCCGACCUCGUCAAGACGGCGGCGAGCUGGGCGCAGCGCCCGCGUGGGCCAACAUCCAACAUGGCGGAGCGCGCGUUCGUGGGGUCGAGGGAAUGGGAACGCGUCGCGCCGCCGACGCUGAAGCUGCCGCCACGCUACUCGGACGCGUACCGCAAGCGAAUGGACCUCGCGCCGAACUUCCAUCCCGCCACGGGAGCCGGAUCGACUUCGUCCUCCAUGGACGAAGACCGCUUCCGCAGCCUGACAGACCUCAAGUGGGGCGAGUUCGAGGCCAUGGGCUUCGGCGACGUGGCGGAUGGCAAGAAGCUGCAGUUCGACCUGACGGAAGGCGCCCGGGCGAUGGUGGGCUCUUCACAGGCACGCGCCGCGAAACGAGCCACCCUGACCUGGCAGGACUUCUCCUCGUCGGGCUUCUCGAGGACAGAUGCACCUCUCAACGCCACGCUCCAGUUCAGUACGCCCGUCACAAAUACAGUUAACUCCUGGCCCGCGCAUUCGGUGGAGAUACAUCGGAAGCUGAAGAAGGCGCAGAAGGCGCUACCGUCGUUCGGCUGGGAUACGGAGCCUGUGCUCGGCUCAGAGGAGGUCGUCGAGGAGGCAUUCGUUGACGUGUUCUGCGACCUCGUGUACGGCGGAGGUUGGUUGGACAUUGAGAGAUGUGAAGAGGUUGAUCGAGAGUGUAACUGGGCUUUGGUGGAGUUCAAGUCACUUCCGAUGUCAAAAUCUACGGUCUCGGGUACCGCUGAUCCCCGCACAUCGUCUACUAUGUUUCUCUUUGAAGAAUUUGUCCCCCUUGAGUAUAGGCAGCAGCUAGCGUCGUCAGGGCGCGCGCGACGGCGGAUGCCUUCAUUCUUCGGCAACGGCUCAAAGUCCAAGCAGUGGAAACCUGCCGCAACGCUCAAUGGUCGUCCCUAUGUUGUCGGGCACGUACCGAGCAGUCCGUCGUACCGCGAAGUCGAGUUCGAGGGUUUGCUCCGCCAGAAUGGCACUGCAACGAAGGUUAUCUCUCUUGCACGUCCCGCCGAGUCUCGAAACGUAACUUCUCCCAGCGCGGUCGCUUCUCCUAGUACGCUCGCCUCACCCAACUCUGUUGCUCCUUCCCCUACUCCGGCGGCGACCCUUCCCCAACCUACGAUACGGCUCGAGGCCACUCCAAACCCCCGGCCGAAACGACAUGAUGCCCUGGACAUCGCCACCCAGAUACACCGGCGUACGUCGCGGUUUAGGCUUCCGACGGGGCUGCCUGUUAGUCCAGGCGGAGCACGAAGGUCGGGAUUACCUCCAGCCGAAUACGAGAGUAUCGACUUUGACGCACGUCUGACCAGCUUCUCCGACGAUGACCUGCUUGAUGGCGGUCGCGACAAGCACGGCCGGCGGCGCUCGCGGGAUGACGCGUGGGUGGAUAUCCUCGUCGCGAAUAACAACCGUCGGAUGGCGAGUCAGGACGCGGAGCUGCGCAAUGGACAGAGGCUCAGGAGCCGGCGCUCGGAUCCGGAGCUGGCGAGCCAGGAGCUGUCCGAAGUGUUGGCUGCCGUACGUGGACAACCCUUCUCCGACGACGAGGAUAUGAGCAUGGAGCCUGUGUCAAUGCGGCAGAGGGACCGCGACGAUGAUGGCGAUACUACCACUAUGGACGGCUCCGUCGUCCAGCACUCCAUUGGUCUACAAGAAAGAGAUUCCUACCUGUUCACCGAUGAUGAGACCGAAGAGGAGCCGAGACCUCGUCAACGGCGACCAACGUACUUCGAUCUCCACCCCGAUAGGCGUCCGCCGCGCUCGAUCGAUGGUCAGUCGCAUGAGCGGCAGUCGUACGACAGCGAUGCCUUCUCCACUGACUCAUAUGGCCAGUUCGACGAAUCGCCGACGCGCCCUCGGCUCAAUGGGGUGCGUCGUGGCGACGCAAUGUCGGAUUCGUACAUAUCGGAGGCGGAGUACGAGACGACGCCUAGCAACUCGCAGGUGGACCUGUCGGAUAGCGGUGGGCAGGAGAUUAGGAGGCCUGCGUACGUUGCCAUGAGCCCUCCCUCGCCCAAUGUUCCCACCUCACCAGCUCCGCCCCGCCCUCCACGUGCUAUUCCUGUUGCUACCCCAGGAACAGCUGCAGACGCCGCGAAGAGCAAGACGGCUUCCCUCAUUGAGAUGUAUCGCGAACGCGAGAAGACCACUCCAGGAUCUGCUGCCGCCCCGUCCAAGUUGCCGCUGCGCUCCGUCUCGUUGCCACAGAACCCCAAGCUGCCUGUUGGUGCUGCCCCGCCCGCCGUUCCCGGAGGCAAGAUACCUGAUGAACCGACGACCCCUACGGCCCCCGCCGCUCCUAAACCCACUGCGGAACCAUCAGAGUCAGAUGUGGAGUCUAUCCUUGAAGAGAUUCCGGAACCCAACCUUCCGGUGCGUUAUAUCCACGGUGCACCGUUGCAUAACGUGCUGGAGGAGGAGGAAGAGGAGGAUUAG
This is a messenger RNA of Fomitopsis serialis, 3594 nucleotides long. RefSeq lists its product as uncharacterized. The transcript is spliced from 5 exons. The record is from RefSeq and is a predicted model, not a curated record. The coding region runs from base 1 to 3594 and encodes 1197 amino acids. NCBI's taxonomy places the organism in Eukaryota, Fungi, Basidiomycota, Agaricomycetes, Polyporales, Fomitopsidaceae.